This is a messenger RNA of Pieris macdunnoughi, 354 nucleotides long. NCBI's taxonomy places the organism in Eukaryota, Metazoa, Arthropoda, Insecta, Lepidoptera, Pieridae. The record is from the annotation of a GenBank genome assembly.
AUGGCGAGUCAAACACAAGGGAUCCAGCAAUUGCUGGCAGCUGAAAAACGUGCUGCAGAAAAAGUGUCAGAGGCAAGAAAGCGAAAAGCGAAACGCCUAAAGCAAGCCAAAGAAGAGGCCCAGGAUGAAGUUGAAAAGUACAGACAGGAGCGUGAAAGGCAGUUCAAGGAAUUUGAAGCUAAGCAUAUGGGCUCAAGGGAAGGUGUUGCAGCUAAGAUCGAAGUAGAAACCAAGGUGAAGAUUGAAGAGAUGGUCAAAAUGGUCCAGACCCAACAGGAAGCUGUCAUUCAAGACAUUCUUCAGCUGGUGUAUGACAUCAAACCCGAGUUACACGUCAACUACCGCAUAGUCUAA